Molecule: messenger RNA, 3320 nt
Organism: Caenorhabditis angaria
Lineage: Eukaryota; Metazoa; Nematoda; Chromadorea; Rhabditida; Rhabditidae
Source: the annotation of a GenBank genome assembly
AUGUUUUUGUUGACACCAGUAGCUAUAUUCCUGCUGACAGCGUUUAAUUGUCAUUCGAUUCAAGCCACUUCCACAAUACACAUUGAUUAUUCCUCAUUCGCAUUAUCUUCUCCAAAUCCUCAAGCAUAUAUAAUCGAGUAUUCGCCGCCUGUCGGUUAUCCUCCAACUGGUUCAGCAGUCGAAGGAACAACACAUUUCACAAAUAUUAAUGGAACUAUUUCAGCUACAGAGUAUACGGUGUCUAUAAGUGCAAUUUUAGGCGAUGGAACUAGAAAAAAUUUAGCUGAUUUGAGUGUUUUCAGUAGUAAGUUUUUUCUCUGAAAUUUUUGAUCUACCAGAUUUUUUUUUACAAUUUGAGGCCUUAGUUAAUUUCAUUCAAAAAAAAUUGCAGGUCCCGAUCCUCCAAAAUUGGAUUCAAUCGAGACAACUGAACAUGAAGCAACAAUUUCAUAUUUUCCGCCACAAGGUCAAAACAUCACAUUCCAAUUAGAAUAUUAUCCAGAAGAUCAUCAAGAAUACGCGAAUUCAAUCGAUACAAAAGCAGCGCUUGUUCGAUUACGUGGAUUAGAUUCGGGUACAGUAUUUCGAUUAAAAAUUCGAAGUUUAUAUAAAAAUGUGUAUUCAAAUGAGAUUAUUGAUACGACAUUUCAAACACAAGGACAACCGAAUUAUGAUUAUUCGUCGAAUUCUGCUGAAAGUUUUAGUGUUAAAACAUUACCUCCAAGUUUCAAUUUGCCAACAACAACUUCGCCUUCGAAUCCGAGUUCGGAAUAUUAUUCGACUGAAGAAGAGGAUACAGAAUCAACAACUAAUCGAUUCACUUUUUCGUUUGUUCCGAGUACAACUCCAAAUUAUAUUGAUGAUGAAGAAUACAGUACGACUGAAGUGAAAACAAAGAUCGAGACAACAUCUACUCCAACUUCAACUACAACUACAACUAAAAAAUCAACAACAACAAAAACAAAACUGAUAACAACCACAACAACAUCAGCCAAGAAAAUGACAGCAAUUGAAGUGAAUUCCGGAGAUAUGGGAGAUGAAUAUCCAACUGAACUUGCAUCUUCAACACUAACUGGAAUCAAUAAAAUGACUGAAGAAUAUGGCGAGCCGGCUGAAAUUGUUUUGAGCGAUGAAAAUGAGAUGUUAAGAAUGGAUUGGGAUGUUCCAGAUCAUGCUGAUUGUGAAGCAUUUUUUGUGAAUUAUACUAUUCUGACAUUGAAUCAUCCUAAGUCUUUUAGUGUUGCAACUUCAGAUCAACAUGCAAAUAUAAAGGUAUGUCAGAUCUCUUGACAAAAAAAUAUCUUAAAAACUUUUCUGAAAAGUUAAUUUUCAAAAUUUUUUGAACUUCCUAAGCUUCUCCCAAAACCUUAUUUCAGAUGUUCCCCGAACACACUUUGGAUAUUCGAGUGUUCUGUAUGUUAGCUGGCGCUUUAUCAAAAACUUGGUGGGCUCAUCGAAUUGCACAUCUUUCCAGUAAGUUUUCUCUCGUUUUUUCAAAAACUCCUACUCACCAAAAAAUUCAGAACCUCGUCAAAUCGAGAAUGCAAAAAUAGUGCAAGUAUUGACUGAUGAUUUUUACGUGGCUUCAAUAACUUUUCAAUGGGAAUGGCCUUAUCAUGAUUUCAAUUAUUAUAAAAUUGUGAUUUCUUAUGGAACUGCUGGAAAAUCGACAGAUGGACAGAAAGAAUUGGAAAUUGUUAAAUAUGGAUCGGAUAAUGUGACAAUUAGUGAUUUGGAUCCCUCUCAACUUUAUACAAUUUCAAUUCGAAAUGCAUCAACAGAAUUGUCUUUGAGUUCAAAAGCUGUUCAAUUACAACAAGUAACAGCACCAAUUAUCUCAUCAACUGUCUAUCCGGGACAAAUUUCAUCGAAUUCAAUAAACAUUAAUUUUGGAGAUUCGGAUGGUAAAUUCGAUUAUUAUCUUCUCACAUUUUCUGGAAAUAAUAAAAAUAUUUCGAAAAAAGUGGAACUGGAACAUGAGUAAGUUAUCCGAAUUAUUUUAUAUUUGAUUUUAUUUUUUUUUUCAGAAAAUCGUUCACAUUCACAAAACUGAUUCCUGGUAAAACUUAUCAAUUUUCGGUUUAUACGGUUUAUAAAGGUGUUCGAAGUAGACCAGUGUCUUCAGAUAUCACGACUUGUAAGUUUUUUGAUUUGAACUCAGAUCAAUUUAUUUUUGCAGAUCCUGUGAAAGUGAAUCAAUUAUUCCCGGUUGUUGGUAAAGAUUAUGUGAUUUUAUAUUGGGAUAUCGAGAAUUUUGCAGAUUCUGAUUGUCGUUUCAGAUUAAGGUAUCUUUCAAUUAUGAAUAUUUUUCUCAGUUAACCAUUUUUUUUAGUUAUAACGCGGAUAAUGUGGAUACUGUAUCUGUAGAACUGAAAGGUGCUUCAAGACAUCGAUUUUCAAAUCUUCAAUCUGAAGUUUAUUAUACAUUUACUAUCACAGUUAUCAUGGGAAUUGGACAAGCUGCAGCUGAAUCUGAAUCUGAAAUGAUUACUGUAGCAAUUCCAAAAGGUCGUCUAACACCUACAGUAUCCAGACAAGGAAGUAGAGAAUUAGUUGUUGGGUUUGAUAAUGAUCAAAGUGUUUUCUCAUUAUUAAAUGGAUCUCCAGAUAAUUUUGCUGUUAUUGUUUCGGAUGAUAUUUCAGUAAGUUCCAAAUAUCUGUAGAUGUUUCUCAUCUCAUUCUUCAAUAUUUAGCUCAACGACGACAAUUAUGAAUCAAAAUCAUGGUUCGAAGUGAAAGAUGAAGAUGUUUGGGGUUCAUAUCGAGCCUCUCCAUCGACGUGGAAUCCAUUUGAUAACGAACGAAUUCGACGUGCUUCAUUCACUGUUGGAACUGAUGAUUGUGUGAAAAGAAAUCUUGACGAACCAUAUUGCAAUGGAAUUUUGAGAGCAAAUACAGAUUAUCGAGUGAAGAUUCGCAUGUAUACGGAUACAAAAGUGGCGAUGGAAACUGAUUGGGGACGAAUUGAGGGAUAUGCGAAGAAUGAUGAAGAAGGUGGUGGUGAAGAAGAGGAAGAGGAAGAUGGUGGGUUUUUUAGUGGUCCGGAAUUUUUGAAGAAAUUGAGGUUAGAGCUAGAAAAGAAAAUUUCAUUUUUGAAAAAUAAUUUUCAGUGGAACAAAUUUGCUUCUCGUUUUUCAAGCGCAUAGUAUUUCUGCCGACUAAAUUUUCAACCAAAUUCAAUUUUCUUUUCAGAUCGUCGUUUCCCUUGCCACAUGUAUUUAAAUGGUUGCAGUGGUCGACGAAGAAAAUCAUCAUCAAAUCUACAACCAUUCACACUUUUAAUAUCAUCCUUCUCCUUUCUUUUAAUUUUCCUUCUCUAG